This is a messenger RNA of Anoplophora glabripennis (Asian longhorned beetle), 4852 nucleotides long. RefSeq lists its product as uncharacterized. Gene Ontology annotation, biological process: regulation of transcription by RNA polymerase II. Bases 102 to 4826 code for a protein of 1574 amino acids. Gene Ontology annotation, molecular function: zinc ion binding; DNA-binding transcription factor activity, RNA polymerase II-specific; RNA polymerase II transcription regulatory region sequence-specific DNA binding. Lineage: Eukaryota; Metazoa; Arthropoda; Insecta; Coleoptera; Cerambycidae. Gene Ontology annotation, cellular component: nucleus. The transcript is spliced from 23 exons. The record is from RefSeq and is a predicted model, not a curated record.
UUGACUUGACUUGGUUGUGUCGACUGCAGUAUUUUCAAAAGUUGACAUACAAAUUUAAAAAUUUGGUCCUGAUAUGCCUUUUUUGAAAAGAAUAGUCCAAAAUGCAGUGCAGAACGUGUUUACAAAAAUUGACAUGUCGUAGGUUGCCCCUUAAAAUGAGAGUAUCCUUUGGGAAAACUGUGGAAGAAAUACUACAAUUUUUUAUCCCAGGAAUGGUUAAAUCGAAUUUGGUCGACGAUUUCAUAUGCCCUAGUUGCCUGGAUGCCAUAGAGGUAUUUCUGAAGUUUAUUAAAAAAUGUAUGGACGUUGAAAAUUUCUUAAAAGGGGAGAUUGUCAAACAGAAGCAAGCACAACACAAUGUUGAUGUUUCAGACUUGGAAAAUGAAAAUCGAGUUAAAGAGGGUACAAGUGUUAAUCGAAACAACGUAAAUUAUGACAACUUGAAGAAGAAAUUGAGGGAUCGGCUGGAUGAAUUAUUGAAAGAUCCAGCUCGAGAUAGAGAAAGAUCGAGAAAGGGACUGCAGCUGCCUUUCAACGAAGAGAUAGGUUUUAUAAAACCGCAGAAGACUUACCCUUGUAAAAAACGGAGUCCUCAAAGAUCACCUGCCAAAGAGCUGCUACUUGAAAUUCCUGGAUCAGAUUCUGAUGCAACACCAAUUUCGAAUCCUAAGAUCUCUCCCGAGGAUAUAACCGUCGCUUCCGAAAGACAGAAGGACGUUACUUCUACUUUUGUAGGGGGAAGUGCGAGUGCGAUAUGCGAAUCGUGUGGUGAGAAACUUAUUUCUGAUAGUUGUAGUAACACGAAAUGUGCCAAUUGUAAGUCAAAAAAAGAUGUUCAAACGGAAGGAAAUACAAAACGUACAGAAAAUCCGUUGAUUUUUAAAAACAAUCCGUACAUCGAACUUGGAGAAGCCAACACGAACAGGCCAAAAAUGUACUCAACGGUCAUCUCAGAAAACGGCACCUCUUUGAAAAUAGUCCUCCCAGCAGCAUCUCGUUCAAUCGUUCGUAAUACCAGUCGCGUAGUAAGUAUCGUCACGAACGAAUCGAAAUCCGACUUCCUAAAAAACUGUUUCCAACACAUCAACUUGGUGAGGGUACGUUCGCAGCAUGAAACGAACCCGAAACGAAUACUCUUCCUUGGCGACGCCCUCCAUUGUUGUCCGGAGUGUAAGGAAUGGUUUCCGUUGAAACAGUCCCUGAGGGCACAUUUCAAGGUGGCACAUCCGGGCUGCCGGUACACAUCUCACCCUAAAACGCUCAAAGUGUCUAAGGAUUGUCCGGUCUGUAACGAGAAGUUUGGCACGCACUUGAUGUUAGAGAACCACGUUGUCCUUCAACAUAAGGAAUCGUAUCUUUAUAACUGCGACAUGUGUAGGAGGAAAUUCAAGAGGUUCUUUAGUUACAAGGAGCACCUCAAGAGCUAUGAGUUGUACGGGGACUGCACCGUUAAAAAGUGCCCCAUCUGCGAACAGUUGGUUAACAAGGCCUCGUACUUGAAGCAUUGCAAGACCCACCAGACCAUCAAGUGCGACCUUUGUAAGAGCAAGUUCAUGUCCCGCGCUCGUUUCAACGCCCACCGGUCGAAGCACCAAACCUGUGGACUAGCCGUAGAGAAAGAGAAAGCUCUUUGUCCCGUCUGUGGCGAAUUGGUGACCCGUGGGGCUCCGCUGCGAAUCCACAUAGAAAAUCACACGGAGACCCGUAGUUAUCUCUGCGACAAAUGUACAAAGUCCUUCAAGACGAACGGCAGCCUUCUUAGGCACAUCGAAAAGGUGCACAUAGAUGGUAAACGGUACGAGUGCCCGAUAUGUAAGGCAACGGCGAAACACAUGUAUUCGUUGAGGUACCACAUGCGGUUGAAGCACAUCCAAGCUUAUUCCUACGUGUGUGACAAAUGCGGGAAAGGUUUUUCCCGUACCGACUACUUCCAGAGACACAUUAAAAGUCACUUGGACGCAAAAUGUGGCGAUUCCGGCGAUCGACGAAGGAAAUACCGUUACAUCCCGCCAAAUUCAACCGACCUGGCCAUCUCUUGCAAGUAUUGCAAUAUGAGGUUUACUCACGUUCAUAAGCUUCGGGUGCACCUGCUCCAUAAACACUUGACGAAUUCCGAGAGGCCCAAGUGUCUGUACUGCGACAUGACGUUCUCGAAUAUCAGGAAUAGGAUCAGGCACGAGAAGAGACAUAGAGAUCCCAAGGCGUUCGAGUUGACCUGUAACGUUUGUUACAAUCGGUUCGGGAGUAAGGCGGAUCUGGACGCCCAUUCCGCUAAGCAUAAGGAGUCGCAGAAGCGGGUAUGCGAGAUUUGCGGGGAGACGUUUCCGAGUAAGUAUUUCCUGCAACACCACGUGGGGGAGAAGCACUUCGACAAGGCGAAGGUUAAAAACGAGAAGAGCGCUCUGUUGAAGGAAGGUUUGAGUCAUGUGAUUAUAAAGCCAGCCUUCGAACAGCCUAAAAUCAAUGUACAAUUGUAUAGAAGUAACAGUAAACAAGGGAAUAUUAUAAAUACCCCUUUUUUAGCUGGAGAAUCAGCAGAUUGGUUACAUGGAGUUCGGGCUCCUUGUAUAGUCUCCAUGCUACAAACUAUGAACAGUGCCUCCUGUCGUUGUUUUGUGCCGGGAUGUCCAAAUUCAGAAGAAAAUUUAACGGAUGCAACAUUCCACGAAUUUCCCGAAGAAUUACAAGGAGAAUGGCUCACAGCAAUAGGUAGAAACAGAGAUACUUACAUCCUACAUGAGCUUGUCUGCUCAGAACAUUUUGAAAGCAACGACUUUGAAUGUUACGAUUCGAUUAAGAUAUUGAAGCAAAACGCACUACCCACUUUAAAUCUACCUGUAGAGCCUGACACACCUUCAUUUACACCGAAACCCCAGGUGAAAGUCAUCACGGGUAAAGAAAUAAAACAGUUAGUUGAAAAAUACAAUUCUCUUGAGAAGAGCAAGCCUAUAGAAAUGUCAAGCAAAGCCGUUUGCACUGUGCUCAAUCCUAGCUCAGACGAAAGUUGUAAAUAUGAGACCGCACAAUUAAACACAAUUAAGGUGAUAGUUGUUACUGAUAAAUCGCAAGAGCAAUCAGGUGGAUUGAGUGUAGCUGAAGACACAGCGAAUCUGUUGGAAUGGAGCGAUCAAGAGAGCGUGGAAGAAUAUCUUGUGAAACACGAAGACAUUCUUAAUUGCCGAACGUGCCUCGACGAGAUAGACCCGGAAGGGGGCUAUCUCGUCACAGACGUACACCACGAGAAUAAAACUUUGAAAGAGAUGAUCGUUUACUGUAUCCCUCAAAUGACCUCGUCUCUCCUGGAUACUGAUCUAAUCUGCAGCAAGUGCUUGGAAAGCAUCAAAUUCUGUACGAGCUUCAUAGAAAACUGCUUGAAGGUAGAAGAGGAAAUGAAGGAAAACCACUUUUUGGAAAACGGUGAUGGCGACAACGUCGAGGAUUCUCACAAGAAUGGCGUGCCGGAAAUGUUCCGACACAUUCCACUGGACCAUAACUACAUACCAAAGACGUCAGACGACAUCGUACAGGAAACUUGUGUGAAGUACGAUCCAUUGACGAUGAAGCAUGAGUGUUUGAAAUGCGAAAGGACGUUUAAAACUAAGAACUAUCUACUUGAUCACAUCCGGCGGUUGCAUGGCUCAGGCGACAGGCCCGAGCCGAAGAAGAGGAAGACUUGCCCGUUCAACUGUGAUUUUUGCGAUAAAUCGUUUCUGACCAAGCUGGGGUACGACCUGCACCUGCUGCUCAGCCACCCCGACCAACUGGAGAAGAAGAAGGAGCCCGGCGGUUACACCUGCAAAGAUUGCGGGAAUCGUUUCGAGACUUUCAGCGGUCUCUCGGAACACAAGGCGAAAGAACACGGUUUCGCUUGCAAGAUUUGUUCGUUGAGAUUCGACACGAUGAGUGAACUGAACGCCCACUACGAUUCCCAUCCGAACGAGCACCUGUGCGAAGUGUGCGGCAAGGGCUUCAAGAGCAAAGCCAACCUGAAGGCCCACAUGCCCACCCACAAUGAUCCCAACACGCACCUGUGCCACAAGUGCGGACAGGGCUUUAAGUCGCACGUGUCGUUGAGCCUCCACCUCAAGCGUCACAACCCCGACCUGAAGUUCCAGUGCGACGAGUGCCCCUCGUCCUUCCAGAAGAGGUACAGGCUCGAGUUGCACAAGAAGGUGCGGCACUUGGGGAUACGGGAGUACAAGUGUACCGUUUGCAACAAGAGGUUCUGCUAUAAGUCCAACCUGAAGAGCCACUAUAAAUUGAAGCACUCGGAAGUAAAACCUUAUCAGUGUGAACGAUGCGGGAUACGUUUUGCCAGAUCGGACUAUCUGAGGAGGCACACCAGCUGCAGCGAGAAGUCGAAACAAAGGGAUUUUGCGUCACACAAGAGGAAAUAUCGGUACAAAAGGGGAGAUCUAGCUGUAAUCACGUGCAAGUUGUGCGGUAAGGUAUUCAAGGAUAUCCAGAUGCUUCGUUUGCACAUAAAAACCCACACGAAAGUCAGAAAGUAUAAAUGUAAGACGUGCAACUUGACGUUCACUACGAGCAAUAACAGGGACAGGCACGAGAAAGUGCAUGAACACUGCACGUUCAGGUGUGAAGUCUGCUUCAAAAGGAUGGAGACCCAGGAGGCCUUGGACGAUCACUGCGCUGUAACCCACGAGAAUUCCAAGAAAUACAAAUGUCAUGUCUGUGACGAGUUGUUCGGCAGGAAAUACCUUCUGCACAGUCACGUGGCGGAAAAGCACGGAGAUGUGGAGGAUUUUGAAAAGGAGAGGGAGGUUCUCUAUAAAGUCGUUAUGCAGGAUUAUUUGGUUGACGAGUGAAGUUCGUAGUUGCCUUUGUAUAAAUA